AUGGCGGUCACUGUUCUACCUACCAGCUCCAUGUCCGACUCCGUCAAGCUGGCCGUCCGGUCAACAACAACAUGUUCCGAUACCACAGUGUUGUCCCUCCAAACCCUCCUCCGCGCAUCGUCGAACCCAUCCGAGAAGCCCGUGAGGCGCACAACAAAAUCAGUCAAGGAGCCCAUCAGGCCAACAAGUCGAGCAAAGACAUCUAGGACCACCAAGACAGCCUGCGCGAACGACGCGUUGCAAGCAAUUGUCGAUCAAGAUGCGCCCCUACUAUCUCCCCAAGAGAAGCUCGUGCUCGCCACGGAGGUGUUCAAUACAACAUUGAAGACUCUCACGGACGCGUUGAAAGCCCCUACUACGAAACGUUCAACCUCUUCCGAGAAAGCCUCCACCAAGUCGACAGCAAGGUCCAAUCCCACCGGGGUUGAUGCGGGGGUGAUUUCCGCGGCAGAGUGCGCUAGACUCGCCUUGUCGACAUUAAGAGCUCUCAAAAAUGAGCAGGGUACCAAAGACUUCCCGAACAUGCAGCUUGAGCAAGGAGUAUGCGUAUUGGCGGGAAAACUGAUAUCGCUGGGACUGAAUGACAUGGCAUGCAGGGAAUUGAGGUCCCUGAAAGGCAGAAUCCAGCACCAUCUGGACCUGCAGAAGACGGGGAAGAAGGCGACCGGCUCCAAUGAUGUGGUGGAUGACGAAUCGGCGAAGGAGCGCAUGUCUGACCUUCUGACUUUUUCGAACCUCUCAAAUGCACAAGCUCUUUACGGUCUACUUGUUCCCUUCCAGGCAAAUACGAUGCGGCUCUUUGCCUCGGAACGCAAGGCUUCGACGGUCCAAAAGCUAUACCCACUACUACAACUCGCCGAACCUAGCAGCCCGGCCCAGAUUAUCAUUGCUGCUGUAAAGUCCAAAAGCUUAUCGAACGACAAAGCCGCUCUUCAACUUCAGUUACUAUCCAAUACUGUGCUGUCUUUGUCUUCCGGAAAGGCCUCCGGCGAUGAGUCGCCAAGAAGUAAAGAUGCUCUGAAGCCAAUUACAGCCUUGGGUCUCCAACUACUGUCCCUGGAAAUUCGAAGCCUGGGGUGGAAAUUAGCGGGCCACGUAUGUGAUGAGAGCAAAGAGGUCUUUGACCCUCUUCUUCGCUACCUUGGAGGAUUCUCUCACCGCAGCAAAGGAAUCGAGAAGGCUGAGUUUGGUGCAGUCUUCAAAGCGAUCACUCGAAUUCAAUCAUCGACCGCCGAGAUCAAGAAACAACCACAAGGAACCAAGGAUAUCAAUUCAACUGCCAAAAUUAUGACCCUUCUCGGCCAGCUUGCACUGGAUGCUGGGUGCAUUGAAGAAUCCUUAAAGCUUUUCGGCAAAGCCAUUACACCACUCUCAAACUCACAAAGCCUUUCCUUAGCCACUGUUCAAUGUAAAAUUGCUGCAGUCUCCUUUCAACGCUUGAAAGGAUCUGGAAGGUUUUUGGAUGAAGCAUUGAAAUCCGUAUCAGACGCCACCAAUGCGCUAGGGUUACAACUCCGAGGCAGUGCGACUGAUUUGGAUGAACUACUUGUUGAGGCAGCUCGGCUCAAGAAGCUUGCUCUUUCUUGGUUUGGUGAGUCAAUCGCGAAGUCAUCCGAUGGUGAUGAGCAAAAGAACGAAAUUGCUUUUCAAAUUCGGGAAUACCUGCAAGCGUUCCUCAGGUUUCUCAGACGUUACAUUGGACGACCUCCUGCAGAGGACAGCGAUGAGAAAGAGCACGAAAUGUUCAAGACUCGCAUCUCUAUGUCUAAAAGCAUCGUUCUCGCCGCCGUCGAUUCGGCUGUUGCUGUCGGGAAAUUAUCGAUCAUGUCGCAAAGACCACCAUGGGAUGACAUGCUCCCCAUUCUAGUGGACUGCCAUCGCCUACUUACUUGUGUCGAAAGCCCUGGUGAUACCAGCUCGGAUGCUUCAAAUAUUGGUGCAGGACUAGUGAAAGUCUCCAAUCUUUUCUGGUCUCGUUACAUCAAGGAAAAGGAAGCUGGUCAAGGUUACCGCGAGUUACUCGCUCUUCUAAAGCAAUCGACUCAAAUAACCUCCACCUGCUCGCCAUCUCUCCGCACCACUGCUUUUACUGCCUUGAAAUUCGAAAGAAUGGCACAUCUUUACUUGGAUGCUAAUAUGCUCGUGGAUUCCGAGAAGUCAUUUCGGCAAUCAAUCGCUGAGUAUAUUGAUUCAGGUACUCUACAGCAAAUAACUGACAGUGGAAUGGGGGCUCACCCUAUCUCAGGCGGCCAGAAUUCCCAGAGUCCUGCUUUUAUGCUGGGCCGGGUUCUCUCUACAUUCCUGAAGGUGAAUUUACGGCGAAAAGGGUCCAAGUCUUCCGACAUUUAUGAUGAUGUUGAGCUGGGAUCUGAACAACGAGGCAUGCUUCUUGAAUGGCAAAUGAGCCUUCUUGCUGAGCUGCAUGCAUACUCUUCGAGCGAAGAGGAGUUCCGGUCCACUUUCACCUCGGUGGUAUCUGACCUCAUUGAUAUCUACUCGACAGACCUUCAUCCCAUUCGCCAUGGCCGAGUGGUUCUUUCUGCUCUUCGAUACUUACUAGAGCAUCCUGGCUGUUUGGAUCCCACUCUUUCCGAAAGAAUCAUGGAGGAAGGCACAAAAGCUUUCACAGACGGAAUUGGAGUUGGAGAAGACACUGAUUUGGCACCUUUUAUCCAACAUAUCACGAACUCUUUAAGAAUUAUGAUUGGCUUCCAUCACGGCCAAAUGGAUGCGAAUGGCUUGGAAAACACCCUUGCAUCAUGGACCUCAAUGAUUCGACAAUGUGCAGAUGAAAGCUCUUUGCUUCUCUGCGUCAAUGAUAUCGAUUACUGGGUUCUUCAAUUGAAGGCCUUGGUUGAUUACACGGAAAUCCACGGCCUUUGGAAAUCCCAGCUUUCGGCCCUGGAGCUGAUACUUCGAGUGGCUGAGCUUCAGAAGUCAACUGACCUUUCGGAUGCAAUCGCCAUCCUUUCGCGCUUGGUGCUACAGCAUUGUCGACUUGGGCAUUGUCAGAAAGCAGGUGACCUUCUCUCACGCGGUGAACAGUAUCUCACUCGACACAAGAUCUCUUCCCUAGCGACCAUUUCGUUCAAAUUGGCACGGGUUGAAUAUCUUCUCGAGACAGGAGAGGCAGACAAAGCCGCCUCGGUUCUUUCUGCCACAAAAUUACUGUAUGAAAAAAGCCAGGACUCAGACGAGAUGAGCAAUUUAUCUGUUUCAUCGAAAAUAUCAUGGGAGAGACUUAUUGCGGAUGCCACAUUUAUUCAAUCCCGCCUGUCGACUGCUCAGGGUUCAAUGACCAAUGCUCUUUUCUUUGCCAAGCUGUCUGUGAGGCUCAACUGUCGGAUUUGGGCUAAGGUUGAGAAAUUAGCUCAACGAAAACAAGACAAGUCUUUGGUCACAGGAGGAAGCUCUGAUGUUGACGCGGUCGCUGACGGCGUGGCAAAGCUUGACUUAUCCCAAAACGGACCUUCUUCGGAGGUUUCAGCGAGCUAUACCCAAGGUGCGCCAUUCUGGCCACACCUCGGCUCACAUCAUACCUCCUUGUUGAACCUCGCAACAUUGUCGGCCCACCAUGGCUUGUUCCAGGACGCCAUCUACUACGGACAGCAGGCAUUGAAGAUUGACAAAACGCUUGACGCAAACGUUCGUCUUGUGGCUGCACAAACUCAGCUUGGUUGCUACUGGACUCUCGGCGGUCAUGUGGACGAAGGACAAGAACUCCUCGUCGCAGCAUCAGAAUCGGCAAAGCAGAUCCAGGCUAGUAUGGAGACUGUCUCGCUGCACAUGGCUCUUGCUUCUCUUUACAAAGUGCAGGGGCAAUACGACAAGGCAUUCCAUCUGCUACAGGAGGCUGAUAAGGCCAUAACAGCUAUUAUUUCCUCCGACGCAAUCAGCAUCUCAGAGGCCCCGAAUGUUGCACUUCUUGAAGAGAAGAUGGAGAAGUUGAAGGUACGAAGCAGUCGUCGAACACCGUCAACGACUACUGCUACCACCGCUCCCACCGUUGGCCGUCGUACUCGUGCAACUAGUUCUGCUACAGCAAGCACUGCUAAGAAGGUCUCAACGCCCAAAAUCCCCCAAGUUGACGUCCAAUCAAAGUCUCUCUUGAGGCUGAAGAGUGAUAUUCUUCGCCAACAGGCCGACUGCUUGCGAGCACUUCGAGAUUACGAGCGUUCUGCAAGCACUCUCAUGGAAGCUCGUCAGUUUGCUACGGCACGAGAAAGUAAAGUCUCUCUCCAGAUUGGCGAAAGUGAACAUUUGUUGGCCGAGGCCAUUCGUCAGUUUGCAAGUCACGCUGUAUACUGUGUUUUACCUGAGUCUACAAUCUCACUGCCUUCCCUCAAGACACCAAGCAAAUCAGCAGACGAACCAAAUGUUCAAAUGACAAAACCCACUACCAAGCGAGCAAGGGCACCUGCCAAGGGAACUCGGGCUAAAGCUCAAAAAGCUAGUGAAGAUUUCUCCAUCAUGCUCACCAAAGCAAAUGAUUGUCUUACUGGGGUUUUCACUGAUGUUACUGUACUUGGUUCCACCUUGGAGAGCCAUGCAGCCUCUCGAUUGAUGAGUCGCAUUUCUAUGCUUUCGCAUGCCACUACCCCAGGGAGUCCUGCAAUCUGGGCGCAAUCCCCGGCGACCAUGAAUGAAAUUGGACGAGUUGGUGCAUUCGCUCGCGAGCGUAUGGCUAUUAACUUUGAUCGACAAUUGUCAGACUUUGCUGAUCCACUCAUGUGGCCUACUUCUGCAUCCUCAGCUGCCGGAAUGGAAGCAAAAAUCUGCUCAAGUUUCACUGAGCUUUAUGUUGAUAUUCUACCCGAAAACUGGAAUGUUCUUUCUUUAUCUCUAAGUGCUGACGGGACCGAGUUUGUGGUCUCCCGGCUGCAGAAGAAUCGUUCUCCUUUCCUGCUUCGUUUACCUCUCCGGAGAGGAAACGUCGAUGACGAUGAAGAAGAGCAAUUCACUUUUGAAGAUGGAAAAGAAGAGAUGCAGGAAGUUAUCAAGCUGGCCAACGAGAGUGCACAUGCUGCCAAGGCUCAGAUUGACAAGAAAAUGAAGAAAGAAUGGUGGAAGACUCGGGAAACCCUGGAUCGUCGACUAGAAAGCCUGCUUCAAAACAUCGAAAACCUUUGGUUUGGAGGCUUCCGUGGCGUCUUUUCACCGCUUGCACGAGAUGCCACCGCGCUCUCUCGCUUUGCCAGUGCCUUCCAAGGAAUCCUGGACAAGCAUCUCCCCUCUCGCCAAAAAGGUAACAAGGCUUCUUCGCCUCGCCUUACUCUUCAUCAAAAUGUUCUGGAAAUGUUCAUUGGGCUUCGAGACCUCGAACAGUCGGAGGAGCCUGAGGAUACAUUGAUGGAUCUUCUCUACUUUGUGGUAGAUAUCUUGCAAUUCCAGGGCGAACGUAAUGCUUAUGAUGAAAUUGACUUCGACAUGAUGGUUGUUGAUACUCUCGAUGCCAUGCGAGGUUAUCACGAAGCCGCGCGGGAAGAGCUUGCGUCAACCCCACCAAGCCAUACGGUGCUCGUGCUAGAUAAGGCUCUGCACUUGUUUCCAUGGGAGUCCCUACCGUGUCUUCAAGGAUACCCUGUCUGCCGAGUUUCAUCACUGGAGUGUCUUCGUGAGCGGGUGCUUCAAUUCGGUGAAAAUCGAUCUGGUGCGGUCGUGGAUCGUACAUCGGGCGCUUACCUUCUUAACCCUACAGGCGACCUACGUACAACCCAAACAACCUUUGAAGGGGAUCUUUCGGGGCUGAAGUCUUGGACCGGGGUGGUCAAUCGUGAACCAUCAGAGGAUGAAUUCCGUGACUGCAUAGAGUCCAAGGAUCUUUUCUUGUACUUUGGCCAUGGCAGUGGUGCCCAGUACAUUCGCGGACGUACGAUCAAGCGACUAUCCAAAUGCGCCGUUGCAUUCCUCAUGGGUUGCAGCAGUGGUACACUCACCGAGGCGGGCGAAUAUGAACCAUAUGGUACACCUAUGAACUACCUUCAUGCAGGCAGUCCUGCACUCGUGGCUACCCUGUGGGAUGUCACUGAUAGGGACAUUGAUCGAUUCGCAUCGUCCACUUUCGAUUCAUGGGGCUUGUUUGAGAGAGGGAAGCCCGACACUCAGCAGAGUGAUGUUGGUUUGGACACUGCAAUUGCAGGAGCACGGGGGUCAUGUGUAUUGAAAUACCUGAACGGGGCAGCACCCGUGGUGUAUGGAGUUCCAGUGUUUUUGGGAUGA
Molecule: messenger RNA, 6219 nt
Organism: Penicillium pulvis
Lineage: Eukaryota; Fungi; Ascomycota; Eurotiomycetes; Eurotiales; Aspergillaceae
Product: Peptidase C50 separase
Exons: 2
Coding region: 1-6219 (2072 amino acids)
Biological process (GO): meiotic chromosome separation; proteolysis
Cellular component (GO): mitotic spindle pole body; centrosome; nucleus
Molecular function (GO): protein binding; cysteine-type endopeptidase activity
Source: RefSeq, a predicted model, not a curated record